CGAGAUUUGAAUUGCCCGUCCAAGCAACGGCGGGACAUGGACUGCGGCGUGUUUGGGCAAUGCUUUCCCCGGCAGUCGAUGAUGCACUCGCCGACAGGUGGAGACUCGUUGGACAGACGCGCGGUGUUCAGGUUAGGUGGAUUUGACUCGCAGACCUAUAUUCCGCACGAAACCAUUACGGUGCCGCUGGCCACCCCAAUCGUCACAUACGGCAUGACGUUUCGCCGCGCGCCAUCCCAUCCCCAGACAAGGUACUGGUGCCAAGUCGACAAAGUAGAGGCUGGUUCUGAAGCGGAAGCGACUGGCGUUGCUUCUGGUGCUGUCUUGAUUGAGUUCGACCUCGUGAAUCUGAGGAACGUGCACUACGACGACGUCCUGUCUCGGUUGAAGCAAGCACAGAAUCGUUCGUCUGGUAGUGUCUCGCUUGUAUUCAGUCAACCUCUGUCUACCGAUGGUAAGAAACCGCUCCUUAUGACGUGCCCGUCGAGCGGUCCCCAAUGGCCAGCUGCGUUUACUGAGGUGACGGACGUAAACGAAAGCCGGCCCCGCACCAACUCGACCAUGACACAAUUUUGGAUGUCCGAUCAACAUGCCAAGUGUUGCGUCGCAUGCGACGAACUCUUCACCUUCUGUCGCCGGCGACACCACUGUCGGUCAUGCGGCCAGAUCUUUUGUUCGACCUGCUGCCACCGCCUGCCCCUCUCGUUCAAGCCUCGCGACGCGUCCAUGAACUGGCUACGAAACCAACUGGUGUGCCAUAAAUGCCAUCGUCAGCUCAAGGAGGGUUUGCUGCAUCAAGCAGUCCCUGCAUCCACAUCGACUUUGAAAACAGGCUUCCACAGAAAUUUCUCCACCCUCCAGCAGCCCCAUCAACGCCUCGUCUCGUCCACUUCGAUAGUGCCGCCCUCCACUCCCAAACUCGCCGAUGCCCCCACAAAUACUCCAAUCUUAUCGUCGUCUCUCUCAGAAUCUGCAACCGAGCCGAAUCAGUUUCUCCAGGACAUCAACCCGGCCCUCUUCGCCAUGUUUCCAAAAGCUCAGAUGGUUCCCGCCGCUCCAGUGAAGGCUCCAUCUGCAGCUGUGCUGCACCCACUCUUUCCUCACUACACGCCCACUGUCAAAGUAACACACCCCACUUUCCGUCGAUGCGGGAGCGACCCCGAUCUGCUGCACCAGACGCACCGCCACGUCCGUUUCCGUGGAUUGUUCGCAGAUGAUGACAGCAGCGUCGACCUCGACGAUGUGCAUUAUACGAACCGCCCGCGGGGAAACAAUGCCAACUUUGGAAGUUGUUCGCGCUCGCUCACAACCCCGAUGCCCUCCAGCCGAACUCUGAUGUCGUCGUACCCUGCGAUGGACACCAUGGCCCGAUUCGUAAAAGAUGGCAACUACCAGCUCUCGAAAGCAUGUGCGAAUGCGUCGGGACUCCCCAACGUCCAAGCCGCGGCCGCCGCCAACCAAGCCCGUAUGGCAGAACAUGCCACGGCUUUCAUCCUGGACAAACUCGGCUCAAUGAUUGAGGAAACGAACUUGCCUGGACUAACUAUCGCCGACCAAUGUGCAUAUAUCGACAUUCUUCUCGCGCUGAGCUCACAUGCUUCGUCUUCGGUCCAAGACGGUGUGGCGGGAUGUCGCAUCAAGUGCUUUCCCGGCGGCGCACCCUCCGACAGCUUUGUCGUGCCAGGAGUCCUCCUUCGCAAACGCAUGGCUCGCAAACGCAUGCGACCGAGCGUCGACAAUCCGCGCGUCCUCGUGAUUGCGUCAGCGCUGGACUACCACAAAGACAAGGAGAGUUUUAGUCCGCUGGAGCACGUGGCCGGCCUCGAGACAGAGUACAUGCGAAUCGCCGCCGAGAAGAUCAAGCGGCUUCGUCCUGACGUCGUCGUGUUUCAGAAGCACGUGCACCGCGUGGCCGAAGAGUGUCUGGCCAGCAACGACAUUGUGGUUGUCAAGAACAUCAAGGCAGGGGAUCUCUCACGGAUCGCUCGCGUCACAGGCGCCGCCGUCCUCACCGCCUUUGACCACGUUGACAAGAUGGCGUCCGACGCCAUUUUAGGCACGUGCAAGCGCUUCCGCGUAUGGACACCGGACCCGCCGGAGCCGUCGUCGCCGUCAUCCACCGCGGCAAAUCGCAUGAGCAGGAAACAAUGCGUUGUGUUCGAGACGGACUCCCCUGCGCUGGGAGUCACGUUGGGUCUGCGAGGCGCCAAAUCCAAGGCAGCUUUGAUGGCCCUCCGAGAUAUUGUCGUGCAAAGUGUGCACCUGGGCUACCACCUGCGGCUGCAACGAUCGCUGUGGAGUGCAUGGGGAAUUGUCCCGCCUUCCCACAUUGCGUCGACCACAUCGACGUCGUUUGAUUCGAUGUACUUGGCCAUGAGGGAAAAUUCGCUCAGUCAGCGAGCGUAUCGAGCCCUGCAGCGCCACAAGUGUCCGGCUUGCAAAGCGUCCGACGUGAAAGUGCAGUCCACGCGAAGGCGAAGCUCCAGCAGUGUUCACCACCUCCUGCUACAAACGAAACAUUCGUCGAUUCAAGGAUGCACUUGUCCGACCGGCCUCACGCGACCGCUAUGUGGGACGCAAGUGGUCGUGUCGACGUGCUGGAGUCGAUUGGACAACUUGGCACCGUCGGUGGCCGAAUGGAACGUCCUGCAGUUUUACACGGUCGACGGCGACUGCAGCAUCGGCAGCUUUCUCGCAAAAUACUGCUUCGAGUCGGCCGCGACCGUGUUUCGCACUGCCUUUAAAACGCACCAGCUGAGUUUCACCCACGACACGACCCGCGUGCACAUUCGCGUGAUGGUGCAGCCGAAUCGAAAGAAGAAAAACGCCGGCGACGCCCUCUUGGACAUGGUCAACUUUGCCAAGAACGCUGUCCAGAACAGCACGUCGGCGCCGAUCACGUGGGUGUGUGGCCCGUACGACGACGCCGCCCCAACGUACGUCGAGAUGUCGUCCGAUAUGCUCGCAUAUUCGUUUGGCAAGUUUAUCGAAGACCUCAUGUACAUGCGGCCGCUUCCGUUUGAUGCAGCGAUGGCGCCGCAGCUGGAAAAAAUCUCGACGGACCAAUGCGUUCGGUACUUUGCCCAGUCGGACGUGGUUGUCGCGAUUGCUACCGAACGUAUCGACCCCGUUUCGACGGUCACGUUGAAGCCGACGCUAUGGCAAGACCCGUACAGGCCGUCCGCGAUCGAGUUUGACGAUUUGGUGCAACUGGCCGAAGAAGUUCGGGGACUAACGCUGCAAAAGAUUGACGAAGCGCUCGGGGAUUUGUGUGUCAUGCAUCAAACAAAGCAGCUCCAGACACGGGAGCUGCCCAAGUCGAUGGAUAAACUCGCCACGUUGCGCGGUAGCGUUCGGUUCUGGUGUCUCAGCUUUACGCAAAAAGUCCGCGAGAGUCCUCCCGUGGAUGUAUUUGCCAGACACGCGUUGUUCCGCGAGAUUUUCGAGCACGCGGCCCGGAUGUGUGUCGAACUCCGCGACAGCACGAGCACCCAGUCGACGUUCAAGCAAGGGAGCGAAGUCGACACAAACAAUGCGCUGCCCACGUGGUGGUUCAAGCAAAUGGCGGUGGAGGAGCAGGGGAAGAGCUCCCCGCAGGUUGCGCCGUCGGCGUCCGACUUGUCGGGCCAAUCUCCGUCGGCGUUGUCGCUGUCGGGGCUUGUUUUGGAUGACCGUGCAAUCAAUCGGACGUCGGUCGACUCGACGGCGUCCGUGGCCGAGUUUGUACACCGCGUCAACAAUGGCGAGUACUCCCCGUUGGACCAACGGGGCGGAUUCAGCGCGGUCGUGUCGGCCGGGAUCACGUUCUUCGACUCGGGCAUCGACUUGAACGAUGCCAUGUCGAGCCAGUCCAACAGUCUCACGCACAGCGAGUCGCAGUCGUGGAAUCGCACGCUCGUGGUCGGUUCGGACAUCCCGAAACUCGGCAUGAUCAAGUCGACCAGCACGUCUGCGUCGACAUCGCAUUUUCUCGAGCUACCGGCAUCCAUCCUUCAGUGGCACCCGAGUCUGCCCGUGGGAGUGGAUGGCGUCGUCGUGCUCGUAAACUCGACGCAGCCGACGUCCGUAGUCGCGUAUUCGCUCUGCUCGGUGGACUAUACGAACCAGCUCAAAGACUGGUUUGGGCUCGCCACUGCCACCCACGACUUGUCCAGGACACACUUGCUGACCGUGAUGAAGAGCGACCGACGGAGCAACAUCGAGCACCUCUUCGUCGACGACAACGAAUUCGAGUCGGCCACCAAAUUUGGCUGCAAAAGCUUCUAUGCGACGCAGUUUCAUGCACUGCGCCAGCUCGUCGAGUACGACGAAAGGCGUUUCGUCGAGAGCUUGUGCACGUGCGAGACGUGGCAAGUGAGCGGCGGUAAGUCGGGUGCCGGGUUCAUGAAGACAAAGGACGAGCGCUUCCUCGCCAAGGUGGUGCCGUCGAACCAUCUCCAGAUGUUUCUCAACUUUGCGCCCAAGUACUUUGAGUACCUUGCAAAAGCCAUCGAGGAAGGGGCGCCAACGAUGCUGAGCAAAAUUGUGGGGGUGUAUCGCAUCGCGAUCGGUGAUACCAGCAUGAACCUCCUGGUGAUGGAGAAUAUGGUUUACGGACGACAAGUCGACGUGCUCUUCGAUCUCAAAGGCAAGAUGGAGGGCCGGUCUGCUCCUGACGAAGGCAGCGGUGCCGUUUUGUGGGACCGCAACUUUGUCAAGAUGUGCCAGGGCAUACCGAUGCCGAUGCACGAAUCUGCUCUGGAUGUGCUCAAAACCGCAAUGAUCAGCGACUCGACCUUCCUCGCGUCCGUGGAUGUCGUGGACUACUCCAUGCUGGUCGGGUACAACCGCCAGAAGCAGGAAAUUGUGGUGUCCAUCAUCGACUACAUCGUCAAGUACGACCUCAUGAAGCGGCUCGAGCACCACGGGAAGCGCCUCCUCCAGGACGAAGGCGAGAUCACCGUGCUCAAUCCCAAACAGUACACGAAGCGCUUCCAAACAGCCAUGACCAAGUACUUUACCUCCAUUCCCUCGCGGUACACUGCCAUUCUCCAGCGCCACGACGACGACUCGUAGGUCGCAUCAUCGACUCUCAGACAUCGCCAUGUUCUUUCGUCGGCCACGUGCGAGUAAAAUUUUUAUAUGGAAUGCGAAGGGGUUAAUACGCUU
Molecule: messenger RNA, 5148 nt
Organism: Aphanomyces invadans
Lineage: Eukaryota; Oomycota; Saprolegniomycetes; Saprolegniales; Verrucalvaceae
Exons: 1
Coding region: 37-5055 (1672 amino acids)
Biological process (GO): phosphatidylinositol phosphate biosynthetic process
Cellular component (GO): endosome membrane
Molecular function (GO): protein binding; 1-phosphatidylinositol-3-phosphate 5-kinase activity; ATP binding
Source: RefSeq, a predicted model, not a curated record